Messenger RNA from Lodderomyces jiufengensis, 714 nucleotides. RefSeq names its product TATA-binding protein (gene TBP1). Gene Ontology annotation, biological process: DNA-templated transcription initiation. Bases 1 to 714 code for a protein of 237 amino acids. Gene Ontology annotation, molecular function: DNA binding; RNA polymerase II general transcription initiation factor activity. The transcript has a single exon. The record is from RefSeq and is a predicted model, not a curated record. NCBI's taxonomy places the organism in Eukaryota, Fungi, Ascomycota, Pichiomycetes, Serinales, Debaryomycetaceae.
AUGGAUUCAUUAAAAUUACCAAAUACUGCUGCUCAAGCAAAAGUAUUCACAGCUCCAAAUUCACUUUUAUUUCCAAAAGGUUUAGAGGAAGAAAAUAAAGAACUUAUUAAAAAGGAAUCAUCAAAUUUAGACAUAAUAGAACCAAAACAAGAUGAAGAUGAUGGAGCAACUUCAGGUAUUGUGCCAACUUUACAAAAUAUAGUUGCAACAGUUAAUUUGGAUUGUCGACUUGAUUUAAAAACUAUUGCAUUACAUGCUAGAAAUGCAGAAUAUAAUCCAAAACGUUUUGCUGCAGUUAUUAUGAGAAUUAGAGAUCCAAAAACUACAGCAUUAAUUUUUGCAAGUGGGAAAAUGGUUGUUACCGGUGCAAAAUCAGAAGAUGAUUCAAAAUUAGCUUCAAGAAAAUAUGCAAGAAUUAUUCAAAAAUUAGGUUUUAAUGCUAAAUUUACUGAUUUUAAAAUUCAAAAUAUUGUUGGUUCUUGUGAUGUUAAAUUCCCAAUUAGAUUAGAAGGUUUAGCUUUCAGUCAUGGUACUUUCUCAUCUUAUGAACCUGAAUUGUUUCCUGGUCUAAUUUAUAGAAUGGUUAAACCUAAAAUUGUUUUACUUAUCUUCGUGAGUGGUAAAAUUGUUCUAACUGGUGCUAAACAAAGAGAAGAGAUAUAUGCUGCUUUCGAGGCGAUAUAUCCCGUUCUCUCUGAAUUUCGCAAACUGUAG